AUGGAGUGCUUACUUUGGAUCCCGUGGUUCAUCAAAAGGGUAUAUUUGGGUGGUGUAAAUCAACGCAAUGUCUUCACACUGGCUUUGAAUUUUUGUUUGAAUUUCUCACCAAUCUUUAUAUGGUUGUUUAUGUUCAAGAAUGCAGGUGUCAUACCUACCAAUUGGCGACCACCCAUUUGGGGUAGCGUCGCUUAUUAUUGUGAUGCGUAUAUUUUUGGUGAUUACUGGCAUUCUCUUGAUACCAGGUUGGAAUUCGUGGUGUCUCUCGUGAGCAGUAGUAUCAUCGGUAUCUUAUUUGCUGUGGUGCCAUUGUUCAUCUGGUACUAUGUUUAUUAUACCAAGAAAUUGAGGCAUAACCUGUUCGAUGAGACAGACGUCUUGCUACAAUACCCUUUGAAUUAUAUCGGUUCAUCUCAAUUCCGACCUAGCAGGAUGAGAAACGUGUUACCCUUUCUAUUCUUGUUCUUUACAUUUGUGAUGUUGAAUUUCGAUCACCUUUUAUCCAGUCAGGAUCCGUCGAAUUUCACCAAGUUCAAGGACUUAUUGGCUUGGGUGAUGUACGUGAUUCUGCAUCUCACUGGGCCCAUUCUUACUGGUGUGUAUUUGUACGUUUUCCACAUCCCAGGUACGUUGAAAUGCUUCUCAUUCGCAUUAGGUUUACAAAAUAUCGUUGGGCUCUUCACUCACUUUUUAUUACCAAUGGCUCCACCAUGGUUCAUACAUAUGUACGGUGCCCAUGAUACGGCUCAUUUGAACUACAGUCAACCGGGUUACGCUGCUGGGUUGACUAGGGUCGACAUGCAUCUUGGAACUCAUCUCAAUUCGAAUGGGUUCCAUCUCUCGCCAAUCGUGUUCGGUGCCGUGCCGUCACUACAUUCGGCUAUGGCUGUACAAUGCUUCUUCUUCCUUUUGUUCAGGUCUACACAAACGAAAUCUGUGCCGGAAUCGAUCGCUACGGAUGCUGCUCCUGUCAUUCUUCAAAAGGAUGAAGAUGAUGACUAUGAGAUGGAUGAAGAACAAGAUGAAGAAGAACAAGGUUAUACGAAUGUUAAGGUCCAACCUAACAAAUCCAUUAUUCCCUUCGAGUUCGAGGAUGACGAUUUUGCUGAUGAUAGUGACAGCGUCGAAAGUAAACUCGUUUCACAUAUUAAUAGCAUAACUUUACAAACAACUAACGGUGGGGAUGACGACUUGGAAGCACGCGCAACGACUUCUGACUCGGAUUCAGAACUAAAUACGUUGGCUGUUGCUAAAAUCCUUGCCAAACAGCAGGUUUUGCCAGUUCAUAUUCUAGAGUCCAAAUGGCUCUACAUUUUCCAUAAAGGUCUGUUACCAAAAUUUUUGGGUACGAUUUUCGUAUGCUUACAAUGGUGGUCAACCCAAUAUUUGGAUCACCAUUUCAGAUACGAUUUAUUCGUCGGUGCCGUUUAUGCUGUAAUCUCAUACAUCUUGAUCAACAAAUACGUCUUGCAACCAAAAGUUAUCAAGCCUUGGCUAAUAACCAGGGCUGAUCCUACCUUGGACAAAAUGAAAGAGUCAAAAACUAUGGGUAUGAGAGUUUUUGAAAACACUAAGAUCGAAUGGUUUUUCGAUCCCUUGGCAUGA
Kluyveromyces lactis is the source of this 1605-nucleotide messenger RNA. RefSeq names its product inositolphosphotransferase (gene IPT1). The coding region runs from base 1 to 1605 and encodes 534 amino acids. Gene Ontology annotation, cellular component: inositol phosphoceramide synthase complex. The transcript has a single exon. Gene Ontology annotation, biological process: sphingolipid biosynthetic process; inositol phosphoceramide metabolic process. The record is from RefSeq and is a predicted model, not a curated record. Gene Ontology annotation, molecular function: inositol phosphoceramide synthase activity. NCBI's taxonomy places the organism in Eukaryota, Fungi, Ascomycota, Saccharomycetes, Saccharomycetales, Saccharomycetaceae.